UUGGUGGACUUCAAGGUCAGCCAACAAAGCCUUCUUUACAUACAAUACGUCAUAGGGUCGAAGAGGUGUCGCUGAAGGUUUUUAUUUCUAGAGAGAUAGGCGUGGCAAUCAGAACCAUAAAGAAAAGCCUCAACGUGACACCCGAGCUACCGAACCUUCAGUAGAAGAGAGAGAAGCAUCCAUGAGGGAACCGACAAUGAGAGACAGUGCUGGCCUACAUAUCCCUAAAUGUAAAGGAUGCCUCGGACCGCUUUAUUUCCAGAGCAGUGAUGGCUCUAAGCUGUCGCUGAUGGCGGGCUGCCGGUACGCAGAGAGACAAAAGGAUACCUUCCAGAACGCCCUGGCCUUCAGCAACCGACCAAUCGCCAUAGAGGAGAGAAUCCACGUCCGCGUGGAGAGAUGUGACCAGCACUGGCAAGGCGCCCUGCGGUUGGGCUUCACCGCCAUAUCUCCGUCGUUGUUUGCUUGGGACGACAAACUCAGCAUAGCCAAUCCGGAAGGCCCUCGCACCGGCCUCGGUUACUGGGCGCGUCAGCUGCCUACCUGUCACACGUUGCCAGGGGCCGAGCUGUGUUUCUGGGUCAACUCCCGGGGCGUGUUAAUGUACAGGGGACCAGACCAUGUCAAAAAAAAGCUUUUCGUCGGCGUAGACUUGGGACGACCUCUCUGGGCCAUGGUCGACGUGUACGGCCAGACCAGGGCGGUGCGUAUGUUGGGGUCCAAAAAGAAAAAAAUAGGAUUUAGGACAAAGAAAUCCUGCCCGGCAACCCCUCCCCCGGCUCCCACGGACGGAGACAGCUGCCUGUGUGUGGACCGAGGGCAGCCGUGUGAAAGGCCUCGCCAGUCGCCCUCAACGUACACACAGCCACCAAACAGCCCCGACUCAACUUCACCUGAGGUUUGUGUGGUGUGUCUCGAGGAUUGCGCAGCAAGCGUGACUCUUGUGUGCGGUCACCGGUGCCUCUGUUCCAUCUGCGCCAAUCGGAUUAUAGCAGAGUUUGGGACGUGCCCAAUCUGCCGCCAGUCCAUAUGAACUACAUGUCAACAAGAGACUGCAAGGCUUUAGUCCCCAAAGAAGAUAAUGUAGAACAACAGAUCUUGUUAAAUGGAGUUUAAUUUCAAACACACUCACUUGUUGCAGUCGGAUCUAAGGUUCUUGUCGUCAUUUUGUAAAUAUCUCUAGGCCUACAUAAUUAAUCAUUGUAAAAUACAUUUUGGUUAAAACAUGCAAUUAGUUUUACUACUUUACUUACUUUGGGAGUGCCUAAUUGGAUGUUAUUGGAAGCAGGGACGUGCACAGGGGGGUUGCUC
Gadus chalcogrammus (walleye pollock) is the source of this 1311-nucleotide messenger RNA. RefSeq names its product E3 ubiquitin-protein ligase NEURL3-like. Gene Ontology annotation, molecular function: ubiquitin protein ligase activity. The record is from RefSeq and is a predicted model, not a curated record. The transcript is spliced from 4 exons. Lineage: Eukaryota; Metazoa; Chordata; Actinopteri; Gadiformes; Gadidae. Bases 182 to 1033 code for a protein of 283 amino acids.